Bombyx mandarina (wild silkworm) is the source of this 624-nucleotide messenger RNA. RefSeq lists its product as uncharacterized. The record is from RefSeq and is a predicted model, not a curated record. Lineage: Eukaryota; Metazoa; Arthropoda; Insecta; Lepidoptera; Bombycidae.
AUGAACAUUGUUACGACUCCUUUUUUCGUGAUACUGAUGAUAUUUAUACCGAUGGCGAAGAGCACUAUUCCUGGCACAUUCUUCUGGAAACCUCGAUUAGGGAUCGAUUUGAAUCUUCCAACAACCGAAAAGAAAUUUCGUGCCUUCUUGCCAACGAAGCAUAACAUAGAAGAAGGCGUAGUAGUUCUCAUAGAUGGCUAUAAAAUAGGGAUGACUAUCAUCGCUUUCGCUGCCGGCUUAUCAAGUGCUGACAGCUUUUUACAUCUCAAUCCCAUAUCAGCUUACUACCACACGAACGUUUACCGAUGGGCACUCAGAUAUGUCAGUCUAUUCCCGGUGUGGUUUACCGGCAACGGUGGCAAUUAUUGCGAGACGCUUAGGGUAUGGCGAAGACGUUUCCAUUACAUGGAUCAGUUCGUACCGAAUUGGCUAAGGCCUAUGUUUCCGUACGUCAAAAAAGACGAAUGGGUGAAAGAAGAAAAUGAGUUCAAGAGAUUUAAAAAAUACGCCGAGCCAUCAUUCGGCAAGCACUACCGUUAUCCAUCAAAGAUCUUUCACAACUUCAAAUCGGAAGAAACUAAAGAAACCAUAGAAAACGUAGACGAUUCGUCUGAUUCAUUAUAA